AUGGCUGCCCGCUACCCGCACUUUACCUUCAAGCUGUACAUGAAGGACCCGGAAGAGUAUGACGAUGGCGUGCGCAAGGCCGCUGAUACCAUGGGCUUUGUCGUCGGAAAGCUUGCGAGUACGCCUCAACCGGCGGUGCAGCCGCAGCCGCAGCCCUCGACCCUCGCCAGCGCCUUGUCGUCGAGUUCGAUCUCUGCUGCUGGCCCAAAGUCAAACGCCUUUGUCUCGCCGCUCAUCUGGACCGGCGUCGGACGGUGGGUUGGCUCGGUCGACGAGUUUGCCGCCGUGCUGGAGCACAAGUACGACUUGUUUGACACUGAGCCGCCCGAGGUCUACGAGGCCAUUGCCGCAGAGAACAUGGCGGUUGUCGCCGCUCGCCAGGAGGCCGAGGCCAAGGCUGUUCAGGCCGCCUUCCGCGCCCAAUUCGACGACACUCGCCUCCCAACCGAGCUGGCCUAUGUCCUCGGUAACCGGCUCAUCCGUGAGCCGCCGGCCGAGGCCCCACGCCUCCCGGUCGUUGCCACCAUCGAUGGCGAGGUCGUCACCUCGGUUGUCGGCUGCUCGUACGAGACCGGCCUUCUUGCUCUCAAGAAGGCCCGCCGCGCCACCAAGCAGUUCAACGGCAUGCCGUUGGAGAGCCGCCUCGCCGUGGCAAACAACCUCGCCCACGCCCUCGCCUCGGUCGCCCGCAAGUUUGCCGCCGUCGCCGCCGCAGAGUCGGGCAUCCCGUUUGUCACCGCAGAGGCCCGGGUUCAGGCUGCCUUGGACCAGCUCGCCGCCGCCGUUGCAGGCAUGCAGGCUGUGGCGAGCGCCGACAAGGCCAAGCUCGACGCCGCCCGCGCAGAGUACAUGGCCAAGGUCCACGAGUGGUACUACGUCAAGAACGCACCCAUCGAGUACGUCAUGCUGCCCGAGGCCGAGACCUCCGAAGUCACCCCCGACGCCACUGGCGACGAUACCGGGACCGAGAUGCUGUCGUCAACCGGCCCGCACGACGAGGUCUCCUCGCGCUCCUCGUUCACCAUGUACUCGACUCGUACCUCGUCCGAAGCCGAGAUCAACGACCAGAUGUCGGUGACCUCGGGUGCCUCACGCUCGCUCCUCCGCGUCGGCUCCGUUUCCGACUCGACUGCCUCGCUCCAUCUCCCCAACAUCAACUCGCCUUACACGGCUUCGACGCCGCUGAUGGCAGGAGGUGGGGCUUCAAUCGCAAACAACAUGCACAAGCUCUUCUCCGUCCCGUCCAUCCUUCGCAACGCAAACGCCGCCUCGGUCACUUCGGUCCUCUCCUCGGCUUCGUCCGCCAAGGCCGGGCCGUCGCUCGUCGAGCCGCAGCCAUACGUCCCCACUCACGCCCGCCUCGGAGUCGGCCCGGUCCUCAUCUAUGUCGACAACCACAUGCCGCUCGACCUUGUGGUUCACAUGAUGGCCCCGGCCCUGGUCUCGGGCACUCCCUUUGUUGUCCUCGCCCCGCCCGAGACUCCGCUCACGACGCUGCUGCUCGGAGCCGUCCUCUCGUCGGUCGGCGUUGACCUGCCGCGCGGCGCCUUCUCCUUCCUCGUUUUGCCCAACCCGGAAGAGCGUGCCAAGCUCGCUGCUGACGAGCGUGCCGGCGCCCUCCUCGCCCUCGCCGACCCGGCCAGGCUCGCUGCCCUCGAGGCUCCGCUUGCAGAGCUGGACGCCAUCGCUUUCUCCGAGGCCAAUGCCGUCCUCGCCAAGCAAAUGGCUGAAAAGGCCGGGCCCAUGCACUCGAUCGGCCUCGCUGCCGCCAUCACCGUCGACGCCACUUUCUCAGGCUCGACCUCUGGCGUCCUGCCCACCAUAGGCCCAUCCAACACCCGCAACUCUCUUCUCGCUGGCUCACGCGAAGACUCGGCCGAGUCGCUGCACCAGCUCAACGACUCGAUUGCCCGUCUCGAGCUGGACAAGGUCCGGGACGCCAGCUCUGACUCGGGCUCGGCCUCGCCUGAGCCGAGCAGCGGCAACGAGCCGGACUCAGACCCGGAUGCAACAGAUGCAGCCGCGGGCAACGAGGCUGAGCAAGCUGCUCCGCCGGCCGGCCCCUCCCCGCUCAUCACCAUGUCGCCGCUCGUCACCCGGGCCAUGUUUGGCUCCUGGGCCCUGCACUUUGCCCCGCUCCGGCGAGUCCUUGUCCACGCCUCGCACGAGGACGCUGUGGUCAGUGGCCUUGCCGCCGCUGCCGCUGACAUGUUUGCCGCCUCUGGCCAGCCGCUCUACCCAGACGCCCGCAUGGGCGUUCUGCCUGGCGGCACUGCUGCUGUCCGCGCCCUCGACCGUACGGUCGAGAAGAUGCUGGCCACCGCCGGCUCCACCUUGGUAACCGGUGGACGCCCGGGCUCUGGCCGCAACGCCAUGGUCUACGCGCCGACCCUCAUCCAACUCGACGACCCGGCCUCGCCCUGCGGCCUCGACGUCUCCAUCGUCGGCCCGUACGGCACCGUCGCCAUGUGGUCGACUCCGCGUGCGCUGCAGACUGCCCUGGAAGCCUUUGUUCCGCCGACCGAGUCGGACGACGAGCCCGUCGCCCGUCACCUGCCUCGAGUCCGUAUCGGCUUAUUCGACGGUGACGCCGAGUCUGAGCUCGUGGCUACACUUGUGAAUGCCUUUGACAUUGUCGAUCCCCUUGCUCCCGUCGACGAGCCUGUCGUGCCCAGCAUUGACGUCGAGGGUCCGGAAGGGGCCGCUCAGGAUGCCGAGGCCAGCGACGAGCCAAACGCCGAGCCAGCCGAGUCAGACGAUGCGGCUGUCGGGGCCAGUGACGAGCCAAACGCCGAGUCGGACACCCGCAACGGCCGUGUGGCCGACACCGCUUUCGACAACGACGCCGACCGCCCGCUGCCUGACGCGCUGCACCCGCGGCUGGAGAUGCUGCCCAGCCCGGCCCGGCUCCGGGUUGCGCUCACCGUCGGUGCCCUGCCUGCCCUGACGCUCUGGGAUGAGGCCUCGCUUGGCCGUGAGACGCCGGACGCCGCCCAAGUUGCCAUGGAGUUUGUCAUCAACCAGCUGACAACCUUCAAGGAGCUGCCCGGCCGGGCAGUCCCGCCGCCCAGCACCGAGCUCUUGCGCGAGCGCCGCACGUUUGAUGCCACCGGCCGGCGGUACUCGCACUCGGCCGGUGGAACAACUGACACGGGCCUGGUCUCCAUCCUCCGCCAGCCGUCCAACACGUCAAGCAAGCCUAAGCGACCGGUCAAGUUCAACCCGCAGGUCCGAGUCCGCCACAUGAAGGAGUAGUCAGUCGCCCGACAUCGGUCCCUUGCCUCUGUUCACCGUGGUUUGUUUAACACCAGCACGCACCACA
Messenger RNA from Thecamonas trahens ATCC 50062, 3322 nucleotides. RefSeq lists its product as uncharacterized. The record is from RefSeq and is a predicted model, not a curated record. The transcript has 2 exons. Gene Ontology annotation, molecular function: lactaldehyde dehydrogenase (NAD+) activity. Bases 1 to 3255 code for a protein of 1084 amino acids. Lineage: Eukaryota; Apusomonadida; Apusomonadidae.